GGCUUCAUCCAAGGGUUCUUUUUCAACGUAUAUUCUUAUACUAAAAAGUUAAAAAUGUCAAAUUCGUUUAAUAAGGAGAAUAGUACACCUCUGGCAGGUGUCCAACCACGUCUGAGAAUACCUUUACUCUUAGCAGGACUUGGUUUAUUAGGUAUCGGAUAUUGGUUAGGUGAACAUAAUGUAGAGAAAGUUGAGAAAGUUCACUGGCGUACUGCGGAUAUUUUGGCUGAAGCACAAGCACAAGUAACUUGUCAUACACCACCGAUGGUACAGCCAGAUCCCGCACAAUUUUUACCAGCAGAUUAUCAUCUCAACAAUCCACAUAUCCCAUUCGUCGUUUGGCCUGAACAUGUACCUGGAAUUAUUCCGACUGAGGCCUUCCCAGUUGAAGCUGCUAUGGAUAGAUCUAUGGCCAAAGCUGAUGUCGCUGUGCAGAAGGCUAGUGAGACAAACACUCUUCACCAAAAAAUUCCUAGUGUCGUUCAUUACACCUUCGGUUUGGGUGAUGAUUCAGAGGAAUUAGAGUAUUAUCAGUACCUCGCUAUCAGAUCUGCGUUGAUUGUUCUUAAACCAAAAGCAGUUUUAUUCCACUAUAUAAAUGAACCAUAUGGUCCUUGGUGGGAUAGACUUAAAGAACUCCCAGAAGCAGUUCACGUUAUGGCAAGAAAUAUGACGCAUAUCUUCCAUCAACCAGUUGAUAAUGAGGAGUCUAAAUCUGAUGUUAUUAGAUUAGAAGCUUUAUUGAGAUGGGGUGGUGUCUUCUUGGAACCUGAUGUCUUCGUUAUUAGAGAUUUCUUAUCAGCAGGUUUACUCAAUGAACCAGUUGUAAUGGGAAUGGAAAGUCAAACUGAUAUGACAAAGCACGAAUUAGAUCCAACCGGUUUGAACAACGCUGUUAUUCUCGCUGAACCAAAUUCAAGAUUCAUUAGAGAUUGGUACAAUAGUUAUGGUACAUUUAAUCAAUCUGAACCUGCUAAACACUCACUCGAAGUUCCUUGGAAAUUUGCACGUUUAAAUCCAUCUUAUGUUACAGUUUUGAACAGGUUGGGAUUAUUCUGGCCAUUACAUACAGAAGAUGCUUUAGAGAUGGUUCAUUCAAAAGAUCCAGAAUCAUUUAACUUUGAUUUAACAGCUCAAUUCACUUAUCACGCAUGGGAAAAGGUUGCACAUGAUCUUCUGGAGAAGAUUACACCUUUAAGCCUUAAAACAAUGAAAUCACCUUUCGCAAAGAUGGCAAAGAGAUUUGCGGCUGCCGAUGAUGAACAUUAUUUACAAGGAUAUAGCAGACAUAGCAAAUUGUCUUCAUCGCAUUAAAUAAAUUUGAUAAAAUUUUGAUCUUCUUCAAUUAUAAGGAAAAAAAUUUCAAGGAUUUCUCUAUUAUGUUACCAUUCAUUUAUGUACUUUAGUCCAUUCAUUUA
This is a messenger RNA of Wallemia mellicola CBS 633.66, 1418 nucleotides long. RefSeq lists its product as hypothetical. Lineage: Eukaryota; Fungi; Basidiomycota; Wallemiomycetes; Wallemiales; Wallemiaceae. The transcript is spliced from 2 exons. The record is from RefSeq and is a predicted model, not a curated record. The coding region runs from base 55 to 1314 and encodes 419 amino acids.